CCCCGUCAUGGCCAUCUGCGUUCUAAGUGGAGUCGCCAAUACGAAUCAUGCGGAAGAGAACUUGAACAUCUCGAAAUCUUUUUCGCACGCCCAUUCGAACAUUGACAGCUAUACUCAAGGCAUCUUGGCUGUCUUCUACGCAUAUAGUGGAUACAAUCAAGCCAACUACGUUCUCUGCGAGAUCGACAGACCGCGAAAGAACUUUGUUAGAGGCAUCAUAAUUGCUGUCGGGAUGAUAUGUGUGCUGUACAUGCUAGUCAAUCUGAGCUAUAUGAUUGUUGUCACGAAAGAGCAACAGCUUCAAGCAGCAGAUGUAGCGCUUGCCUUUCUAACCAACGUUGUGGGCGUAAAGUAUGCGGCCAAGAUUCUAGUCACCUUCACCACUAUCAGCAGCUUCGGCAACAUUCUCGGCAUGACAUUCACACUGUCCAGAGUAAAGCAAGAGAUAGCCAAAGAAGGAGUGAUUCCCUUUGCCAAAUUCUUCGGCGAAAAUCGCACCCUGUUCCAACGCUAUCGGAACAAAGAUGAGUUCAACCAGCCCGAGCCAACUCCCAUCGGCGCCUUGUUUCUUCACUGGCUCUGCGCCGUGUUGUUGAUUCUCAUCACGUGGCCACUGAAGCCGUCGUCUGCAUACAGGAUCCUCGCAAACCUCUAUGUCUAUCUCGUCGAUGUGGUCCCUAGCUUCAUCAUGGCGGUCGGCAUGCUUUAUCUUCGCUUCUUCACCAACUGGGCCGCCAAAUCGCCUCUGCCUUCGUGGUUGAGCUUAACGGCAGCUUUUGUCUACGCUAUCACCAAUGGCUUUCCUCUCGUUGCGGUUUGGAUCCCUCCGUUUCGCACCUCCGACAUGGAUGCGGGGUUGGUGGUGCCUUCAAUGAUGACUGGCCUACUCUCGUGGGUCUUGCUUGCUUGCUGCGUUUUGUAUUGGGUUUCAUUCAGGUUCCUCUUGCCUCGGAUUGGGGCACGGAAGGGGAAGGAAUUCGUAGUCGAGAGAGAGCCUGUGUUUCGAACUCAGAAUGGCGAGAGAGUGCAAUGGCAUGAGAUUGUUCUACACAGUUGGGUCGUCAAGUCGGAGCCAGAGAAGAGAACAGGGUAUAUUCUAGAGGAUAUAUGA
Messenger RNA from Cucurbitaria berberidis CBS 394.84, 1111 nucleotides. RefSeq lists its product as uncharacterized. Lineage: Eukaryota; Fungi; Ascomycota; Dothideomycetes; Pleosporales; Cucurbitariaceae. The record is from RefSeq and is a predicted model, not a curated record. Gene Ontology annotation, molecular function: L-amino acid transmembrane transporter activity. Gene Ontology annotation, biological process: amino acid transmembrane transport. The transcript is spliced from 4 exons. Gene Ontology annotation, cellular component: membrane. The coding region runs from base 8 to 1111 and encodes 367 amino acids.